Closterium sp. Yama58-4 is the source of this 842-nucleotide messenger RNA. The record is from the annotation of a GenBank genome assembly. Lineage: Eukaryota; Viridiplantae; Streptophyta; Zygnematophyceae; Desmidiales; Closteriaceae.
UGAUCUGAGUGGCAAUUCGUUGUCAGGCUCCAUUCUAGCCGCCAUUGCUGACAUUGCUGCCCUCAGGAUCUUGCGCUUAUAUUCCAACGGUUUGGAGGGGGAAAUUCCAAAAGCAAUUGCGCGGCUCACUGGCUUGGAAGAAUUGAGCCUGGGCCUCAACUCGGGCAUCACAGGGUCCAUUCCCCAGGAGAUGGAGCGCCUCGUCAACCUCAGAUACAUAAAUUUCUUCAUGAUGGAUUUAGUGGGUCCAUUUCCGUCCUGGAUAUCUGGUCGCACCAAGCUCACCCACCUAAACAUUGCUCACAACAGCAUCAUUGGCAGCAUACCAGAGUCCAUUGGCAGCACCAUCAACCUCAAAAUCUUCUCUGUGUGGUUCAACAUCAUCACAGGCACCAUUUCCGAGUCCAUUGGCAGCCUCACCAAGCUCAGCGAGCUGGCUUUGCCAGAUAACCAGCUAAAGGGAAGCAUCCCUGAGGGCAUUGGUAACAUGAAGUACAUCACCUCUUUGGACCUUGCGCGCAACUGGUUGAACGGCACAAUUCCCAACAGCUUGUCUCGUCUGACUAACCUCAUAUUCUUGCGUCUUAACAACAACAUGCUGAAGGGGUCAUUUCCGGCUUGGAUCUUAGGGAUGUCCAACAUUAGGGAGCUGAGCCUUGGUGAGAACCAGUUUUCGGGGCAUAUACCUGCUACUCUUGCCAGCUUGAAAGCACUCACUUAUCUCAACAUAUCAGUCUCGGGCCUCACAUGUCCCCCAGAUGCUGCCAGCUGUGUGGUUCCUCAGUCCAUCGCGAGUGCCUUCUGCCAGGAGUGCAGGAGCUUCUGUGCCACGUGUACAACAG